Trichoderma breve is the source of this 468-nucleotide messenger RNA. RefSeq lists its product as uncharacterized. Lineage: Eukaryota; Fungi; Ascomycota; Sordariomycetes; Hypocreales; Hypocreaceae. Bases 1 to 468 code for a protein of 155 amino acids. The transcript has 2 exons. The record is from RefSeq and is a predicted model, not a curated record.
AUGAAGACAUCUCUUUUCCUCAGCUGCAUUACACUUGCGGCCACGGUGGCUGCUGCUCCUGUCCCUGGAUCGGACGCUGUUGCUAGCUACGAAUGGAAGAAGGACACCCAGAGCACUGAUGGUGUUGCCAAUUAUGAAUGGAAAAAGGAUACUCAAAGCACGGACGGUGUUGCCAGUUAUGAAUGGAAGAGGGGUACUCAGAACACUGAUGGUGUUGCCAGCUAUGAAUGGAAGAAGGACACCCAGAGUACUGAUGGUGUUGCCAGUUAUGAAUGGAAGAGGGGUUCUCAGAACACUGAUGGUGUUGCCAGCUAUGAAUGGAAGAAGGACACUCAGAGUACUGAUGGUGUUGCUAGCUAUGAGUGGAAGAGGGGUUCUCAGAACACUGAUGGUGUUGCCAGCUAUGAAUGGAAGAAGGAUACUCAGAGCACGGAUGGCGUUGCCAGCUAUGAAUGGAAAAAGGAGUAA